Drosophila rhopaloa is the source of this 6487-nucleotide messenger RNA. It is a transcript of the gene hts, whose product is annotated as protein hu-li tai shao. Gene Ontology annotation, molecular function: actin filament binding. The record is from RefSeq and is a predicted model, not a curated record. Gene Ontology annotation, cellular component: cytoskeleton; plasma membrane; postsynaptic density. NCBI's taxonomy places the organism in Eukaryota, Metazoa, Arthropoda, Insecta, Diptera, Drosophilidae. The transcript is spliced from 11 exons. The coding region runs from base 578 to 6472 and encodes 1964 amino acids.
CUUGUGCCGUUCUCUUUUGUGCUUCAUUCGUGCGCUGGUCGUCGGACGUGUCCGUACGAUUUUGGAUUGAGUUCUCGUAGGCAAUUCAACUAUUUAUUUGCAGCAGUACGCGGUGCAUUCUUUACAAGAAUUAAUAGUGCAAAGUGCCGUUAGCAUCGGCCAUCUUUAAAAUAUAUUAACAUUUAUUUGGUGUAGUGAAAGAAGCACAAAAACAAAAAACCAAUUAUUUAAAAAAAAAUUGUAUUAAAAGCAAUAAAAAGUUAAAUCUUUUACAUUUUCUCCCCUUUCCCUCCCCUUUUUCGUUAGUCUCUCUCUCUCUGUGGCAUAUGUGUGUUUGUAUAAAAUAGCAGCCGAAAAUCGAGGUGCGAGAGCGAGAGUACAAAUAAAAAACGCGUGCGUUCCUCCUCUUACAUACAGUGACUGUGACCGUUGUAUUUGUGACCUGUGCUUGUGGCCACUGGAGGAUCGACGAUUUACGAAGAAUACGAAAAAUACCGGCGCAUCAAUAUAAAAGUAUUAUAACCACGCAACAAAUUCAAUUUUAAGCAUUUUAACAGAAGUAAAAGGAAAAUAAAUCAUGACUGAUGUUGAGCAACCGCCACAAAAUGGCAUAGAUCCCACUGCCGGCGAGGAGGAUGACAACAAAGCACGUCCCGCGGAUAUUGAACAGGAUAUGCGCGAAAUGGAGCGUCGCAAGCGGGUCGAGGCCAUAAUGGGCUCGAAACUGUUCCGCGAGGAGCUGGAGCGGAUCGUGGACUCGGCCCGCGAUGGCGGAGCUGGCGCCAGUGGCAUCCUGCAGCAGCUGUCGGACAUUGUGGGCGUGCCGGUGUCGCGGGUGGGCAGUGUCUUUAAGAGCAGCAACUGCAUGGUGCCCAUCAAUGAUAUACGCGGCGUCGAGUCGAUGGGAUAUGCCAAGGGCGAGAAGAUACUCCGGUGCAAGCUGGCCGCCACAUUCCGUCUACUCGAUCUGUACGGCUGGACCCAGGGUCUGGGGGCACAGAUCACUGCCCGACUUAAGGUCGACCAGGAGUAUUUCCUGGUCAAUCCCUACGGCCUGCUCUACCACGAGAUCACUGCCUCGGCGCUGAAUAAGGUGGAUAUGCAAGGCCAGAUCGUGGAGCAGGGCACCACAAACUUCGGCGGAAACAAGAGCCACUUUGUCCUCCACUCAGUGGUACAUGCUGCCCGUCCAGACAUCCGCUGCGCCAUCUAUAUCGGCUGCAGUCCGGUUGUGGCCAUUUCCUCCCUGAAAACUGGUUUGCUGCCGCUGACCAAGGAUACUUGUGUGCUGGGCGAGAUCACCACACACACUUACACUGGCCUGUUCGACGAGGAAGAGCGCAACCGUUUGGUCCGAAGCCUCGGUCCCAACUCCAAGGUCAUUCUGUUGUCCAACCACGGUGCCCUGUGCUGUGGCGAGACCAUCGAGGAGGCCUUCUUCGCCGCCUGUCACAUUGUGCAGGCGUGCGAGACCCAACUGAAGCUGCUGCCCGUCGGUUUGGAUAACUUGGUGCUGAUUCCGGAGGAGUCGCGAAAGGCCAUCUACGAGCAGUCGCGCCGGCCGCCAGAGGAUCUGGAGAAAAAGUUUGCCGCCGUCACGGCAGGCGAGGAUGGUGCUGCCGCUCCUGAGAAGGAAGCCGAAGCACCCGUGCCCAGAGUGGGCAGUCCGCCCAAGUGGCGUGUGGGUGGUGCUGAGUUUGAGGCAUUGAUGCGCAUGCUGGACAAUGCUGGCUACCGCACUGGGUACAUCUACCGCCAUCCGCUGAUCAAAUCGGAUCCUCCGAAGCCCAAGAACGAUGUGGAACUACCGCCAGCCGUUUCAUCGCUGGGCUAUCUGCUUGAGGAGGAGGAGCUUUUCCGUCAAGGAAUCUGGAAGAAGGGAGAUCUGCGCAAGGGCGGCGAUCGCAGUCGGUGGCUCAACUCGCCCAACGUUUACCAAAAGGUCGAGGUUCUGGAGACCGGCACUCCGGAUCCCAAGAAGAUUACAAAGUGGGUUGCUGAGGGUUCCCCCACCCAUUCAACGCCAGUGAGGAUAGAAGAUCCGCUCCAGUUUGUGCCUGCAGGAACUAAUCCAAGAGAGUUCAAGCGAGUCCAGCAACUAAUUAAGGACAAUCGUCGGGCGGAUAAGAUUUCGGCCGGACCACAGUCGCAUAUUUUGGAGGGCGUCACAUGGGACGAGGCGAGCCGACUCAAGGAUGCAACGGUCUCGCAGGCCGGCGACCAUGUCGUCAUGAUGGGUGCCGCUUCUAAGGGAAUCAUCCAGCGCGGAUUCCAGCACAAUGCCACGGUGUACAAGGCCCCGUAUGCCAAAAAUCCAUUUGACAAUGUUACGGACGAUGAACUCAAUGAGUACAAGCGCACGGUGGAGCGCAAAAAGAAAUCAGUGCAUGGCGAAUACACUGACACAGAUUUUUCGGAAUCAGAGGCGGUCCUGCAGGCGGGGACAAAGAAAUACCCUCAAAGCGAACCAGAGACCGAGCACCAGGUCAUUGAGAUCCAAACACAACAAGCGCCAGUCCCAAGGCAGGCAGAAGUCGUGCUGAGCGAUGGCGAUAAUAACAAUAACGAAUCUCAAGUAGAUGAAGAAGACAAGGAGAACCAGCUUUACGGCCGGAAUAGAAACUUGUCCGGAAACAGCAGAUGCCGCCGGGACCUGUUUCCGUCUAUAGGCGAGGAUCCUAUUCUGCCGUCGGAGGAGCUAUAUUCCUAUGUUUAUGCGACAGCUGCCUCCUUGGGCCAGUGCAUCCAACCACAGGUGUGCUCCGCUUUAUUGCGGGCUCUCCAUUGUGAACAGUUGGACUAUUUGGCCAGUUGUUAUCGUGGCGGAGCUGGACACUCGAAUGCCACCACCUCCAGUACAUGCACUAUAACUAGCGCCACGGCUUCUUCCAACGCCUCACGUCGUCCGCUGCAGCAGGCGAAUUUGAUACAACAUCCCCCCUACCGCACUGGUUCCCAUUUCGGGUUCAAUUCGCCACGCCAUCAACCACGCACUGAGCACAAGCAUAUGCCCAGGGAGCGGGAGCAACCGGCCUUGGGCUACCGUCCUAUGCAGCGAGGCAUCAGUUACGAAGAGAUCUUCGCCACACCUCGCUACGAGCAGUUGUGCCAGGCGUGCUUUGACAAACUGCUGCGUCUCAAGCCGGAGCUGCGUAAGAUUGGAGGCGCCACGGCUGCAAGUAAUUGCGUCGAUGAGCUGACUAGUAAUGGGAGCACCCCCUUGCAGGGACGACAACUGUCAACACUGCCUGAGUUAUCCAAUAAUUUUGGAAAUAUGUUGAUGUUGCCCGAAUUUUUGAGGACCCAACGGAAUGCCUGCACCCAGACCCAAGGGUGCUCCGCUUCAUCUUCCACCACCAAUUUCCUUAGUCAAAUCGAAAAGUUUAACUUCUCGGAAGAGUCAACGAAUGCUAAUUAUUCUCCAGGUCCAAUGAACAGCGAUCUUAGCAUUAUGGGAUUGGUUGUAGAGCAGGCAACAUCCAGUGCUGGAGCGAGUGCCACAAGUGCAGCUCCCCAAAGGACUUACCAUGCGGAACAAGCAGACAUUACCGAAGUGUGGAGCUUUGGUCGAUGGUUGGAACCCCAAGAUAAUAUAAUAGUGCGUAAUGCAGAUCCGUUUCUACAACAGCCGCUGACCGAGCAUCGCAUCACUUUGGAAAUAACGCAACAUUUUCCGACUAGCGAUCGAAAUGUAGAAGAGCAGGUCGACCGCCAAUUGAUGUCUCGCGAAGAGCGCCAGCGUCGCAAGUCUGAGUUCCAAGAGCUCUGGCAAGAUCAUGUCGAAUACUUUGGGGCCAAGGAGCAAAUGCAGCAGGAGCAGCAGUCACUUGAAAGUAUGACAACGGAUGAGCAAGAAGCCAUGUCUCUAAGAACUAAUGAUUGUAUAGGCCAGAAUCCGGCGUUGAUACAAGACGACCCAAAGGAAACUGAGACGCAAGGCGAAGGCCAUAAUGAGCUCCCUGAUGAUAUCCAAGAUGAAACCCUGACUGAGCCGAGCGAUGAGCUCCCGAAAAUUCUGCAGAAGUUUGAGGAAAGUCUUACCUUAGCUGGUGAAAACCUAGAAAAACUAGUGGCUACCACCAAGAAACUGCAGGCACUCGACACCGAUACAUCAGCCGUGACUUCAAGCAGUUCCCCUGUUGAAAGAGACCAAGUCGAAAUUAGUUCUCUGUUUCGCUCGAUUAGCUUGGAGAACAUACCCAACGCCGAUGACACUGUGUCUAUUCAGGAACCCGACGUUGCUGGGUCCACAAACUCCAGUAACAGUCAUUAUAGUGAAGAGGAGACCCUCCAAUCUAUACCCAUCAAUUUGGAGCAGGAGGAGAAACGCGACGACGAAAAGCCUGUGACUCCCACUUUAACGGAACCUGAGGAGUCCACUGAUAAGGAGAAAGAGCUUGACGACGAGAAAGACAUCGAUGAGAAUGAUUUACAAGUAAAGGCAGAUGAGAAUGAUUUAGAAGUAAUGGCGGUGGAGGAGCUCCAAGAGAUUACUGCCGAGACUCCGGAAGCCCGUAACCUAGAGCCCGACAAUCAGUAUUUCACGCCAUUGGAGCGUGAGGUUCUCCAGCGCAUCGAGGACGACAAACUUGAUGAGAGUGAGCCAAUUUUCGGGAAGAUUGAUCAUAGUAUUCGUAACAAGAUGACGCCCAAGAAGCUGCAAGACUUGGUCAGCGAGGAGAUCUUUCGCACUCGCACACUCAUCUAUCCUAAUCCAAGCACGCCGAUGGCGAAAGCUGCACCAGUCGACACCACUUUGUCUCCGAGUGGCUCUUCUCUGUCUGCUCAUAACAUUAGUGCUCCCUGCAGUUCAAUGGCACAUGCUCACCUUAUUAUCCGACCCACGCCUCGUAUGUCGCGAUCGUGGUCGGAGGACCCGGAAAGGGAUGAGGAGGAUCAAGAGAAGAACAAUCAGAACGAACAGGGAAUGAUUGAAGAAGAGACCCCUCUGGACCGGAUUAUUUCCUCAACAACUUUUGUGUGCCGUAGUAGUCCGCGCAGAAAGCGCAACUUUAUCCAGGAGAACAUUCGCAAUGCUAGCAGACCGCGAAGUGCCGCCGGUUCGGUCAAAAAGCAUAGGAGCAACAUAGUCACAAGUCCUAGAACCAUAUCGAGUCCCUCCUCUGUGUGUGCCUUUCAGUGUGGCCAGCGGGAUAGUGGCGCCCGUCUCUGGGUUUCCUUGCCAACGCCUCCUCGAGGAGCAUCUGCUCAAAAGCGGGGAAACUCGACGAGUCCUGCGCGGGCCUUGUACUCCGUACGCGGUACUCUCUCCUCGCCAUUCGCCAAACGUCGCAAGCCCCUGGUUAAUCUUCCACCUUUGCGUCGGCCUCAACAUAGGGUCAAUCUAUCGCAGAAUCCCGAGCUAAACUCGUCUAAUGUAUCCUUACAUCGAACUCUGUCAAACAGCACGUUCUUUGUGCCCAGUGGAGAACAUGGAGAUUCGGAUAACAUCUCAACUAGCACCUUUCAGAUGGACGGAAGUCAGGAGGAACAGGAGCGGGAGGACGAAGGAUGUCCAAGGGAAUCCCCGGCAGCGCAUGAUAAAGCUAAUGCCACUAACAGCUCCUUGUACUACAGCGCAAACGACAUCACGCGAGAGGAGACAGAAUCUUCACAGACAAGCGCAGAGGCAACGGAAGAGGAUCAAAGGCCUUUUUUGCCGCAGAGCUCUACUGUCACCGUUUAUGAGAGUUCGUCUGAUAAGUCUGUGCAUAUUCCGAUGAUAACUAACUAUGAAGACUUAUCCUCGCAGAAAAACGAGAUGGUACCCACAACGGCAGAUACCCAUGUAUGCAUCCAGUCCCUGGAAGUAACUGAUCCGGAAAUCUCCCGCCAACUCGAAGAUGAAGAAUUUUUGGUAGAACUCACACGACUAACAGCUGGAUCGGACCGCCAGCAAACUUCUAAGAGUACCAUAGAAAGUGACCAUCUCAAAGAAGAGAAAUCUGAACCAGAACAGAAGUCAGAGAAUAUUAGCAGCAGGUGCGAAAAUGUCCUUUCCUCAGCAAUCGAAUUGAAUGGAACGGAGAAAAAGAACGAUGAAUAUGACAGUAGCAGUGAUUACGACGGUGAGAAACUUAUUCGUGUGGAAAAGGCCUUUGAUGAUAAGGAUAUAGCUAUUAACGACGACGAACCCUCUACCUCAAAAGCUUCAGUGACUAGAAACCGCAGCACCGGCGGGGCCGAAACGAACCAGUAUUCCUCUAUUAAAGAUGAGGAUGAGGUUACCCUGGACACAGUUUGCUCAGUGCGUGGUUUGGAGAUGUACGUGCGGGAGGUGGAGCCAAAAAUACAUGAGAAUUUGUCACAUGGAGAAGUUAAAGUUGGAUAUUUGUCAGAGUCAACGGUCGCGGACGAAUUUAUAGAGUCGGGGGGAUUAAUUGAACUUGGGUCGGUAAAGGAAGAUGAUAAAGUUUGUGUUCCAGAGUCAGUAAAACCAGAGAUAUAUCAGGAAUCUACUGAAACCGAAUGAAGAAAAGAAUAAUAG